Chenopodium quinoa (quinoa) is the source of this 3906-nucleotide messenger RNA. RefSeq lists its product as uncharacterized. The record is from RefSeq and is a predicted model, not a curated record. The coding region runs from base 1457 to 3049 and encodes 530 amino acids. Gene Ontology annotation, molecular function: protein binding. The transcript has a single exon. NCBI's taxonomy places the organism in Eukaryota, Viridiplantae, Streptophyta, Magnoliopsida, Caryophyllales, Amaranthaceae.
UUUGAAGAGAAAAAUAUAGUAGAAAAGAAAUGGAUUUUUAAAGUUGAAGAAAGUAUAUCAAUAUAAGUGUCUAUUUAUAGAGGGGAAAAAAAGAAAGCCGUUGGUAAUUUUUUUUUUUUUGGAUUUGUAUUUUGUAAAAUAUAUCCGUUGUAAAAUUACAACGGAUAUAUUUAAAACUGACAACACGUGUCAAGCAGCGGCUGGGAGCGCGCCACUUGGCCCAGCCGCUGCUUUCUAUUUUUUUUUUCUGAAAGAUAUCCUUGAAACGACGUCGUUUUGCUUUUAGUUGAGUGGAAAAUUUGGGUGGGGCCCACAACGAAUUUGUUCUUCUGACUGAUUGCAGCAACAAUCGAACUUGCAUCCACUCAAGAUGAACAAACUUAGAGUUUGCCAUUAAGCCAACCAUUUUAUUGUUCACUCAUUGUGAACCAUUUAAUUGUUCACCCUUAAGGGUGCUCUUAACGAACCAGACUCACCAUUAACGAGAUCUCAACUCUCAAACAAUGAUUAACACCUAUCAUUUAGGGUUACUCAUGGCCUUAAUUUAUGUAAUUUUCUUAGGGUUUUCGGUGUUGUUGGGGUUGAGCAUGGUGUUUGUUAUGGUGUUGUGUUGGGGUUCGUGCGCCAUUGAUGAUGACAGAGGUUGAAGAAGAUGAGAAAGGUUGGAGGAUGGAUGAUGAAGAUAGAAAGAGAAGGAGGAAGAGGUCAGAUUUGUGAAUGAACUACGGUCAGAAAUUGAACUUUGGGGCAAUUUCUCCCACUAUAAUACAAUACUUUUCUAUCUCUAAGUUAUGUUUUCUCUCUCCUAAGUUCUAGACUCUAACAUACAAGUUACUAACACCGUUAAAGUUAGUCCGCCUCACUAACAUUAGCAUUAGUAAUAUGAAAAGAAUAAAUAACAUAUUCCAUGGCAUAUAAUUUCAAGAAUGUUAAAAGUUGUUACUAUUGGAUAUUAAUGCGGAUCGGCUCAUUCAAAAUAAACUAAAUUAAAACACAUUUUGCCGAAAGCUGAAUCCACAACAAUUUCAAUGGUAUAUUGAAAAAUAUUUCCUUCGGUUUUUUAGGUAUAUCACUUUCUUAAAACGGAAAUUCCAAAUUAGUUGCAUUAUUUUCUUUUUUAAUUAAUAAACUCUCUCGAUUUCUCUCUUAUCACAUGGGUUUAUUUUUUAUUUUAUCUAUCUCUCUCGUCUCAAAAAAAAAAAAAAUAACUGAGGAAGUAAUUUCCACAUAGCAAAAUAAAUAAAACGAAUAAAGACAUUCAAUUAAAAAAAAUAAAAAAUAAAAAGGUUUCAAAGUGUAGCCGUUAGCCAUUACAAAGCAUCGCAUUUAUUUUGAUAAAAAAAAAAGGAUCAAAGUAUUCUCAAGAUGACCGUUACAUUCCCCCGCAAUUCAAAUUCACCAAAAACCCAAUUCACCUAGAUAGAACGAGAUUCCCACAAAAUUACAGAAACCAGAAAUGGAAGAAGAAACAACAUUACAACAACUCAGAUCCAAAGCCACGGAACUUCUACUCAGAGAAGAUUGGAAUGAAUCAAUUAAAGUUUACUCCAAAUUCAUCUCUCUUUGCCAACAACUUCUUUCAAACACAAUUCAACAAUCAGACCUUUUAAAACUCCAGAAAUCCCUCUGUUUAUCCUUCUCGAAUCGAGCCGAAGCCCGGUUUCGAUUAAGGGAUUUCGAGGAAGCCCUCAAAGAUUGCGAUGAAGCACUUCAAAUUGACAACACCCAUUUCAAAACCCUUGUUUGUAAAGGUAAAAUCUUGCUCAAUCUCAAUAGAUAUUCUUUGGCUUUGGAUUGUUUUAAGGGGGUUUUGGGUCUUGAAUCACAACAGUGUAAUGGGAAUUUAGAGAUGUUAAAUGGGUUUAUUGAGAAAUGUAAGAAGCUUGAUUAUUUGUCAAGAACAGGUAAUUUUGAUGUUUCUGAUUGGAUUUCUGGUGGGUUUUCUGGGGUUUGUCCUGAACUUGGUGAAUUUGUUGGUAAUGUUGAGAUUAAAAGGUCUGAAAUUAGUGGAAGAGGUUUGUUUUCUACUAAAAAUAUUGAUGUUGGGAGUUUAAUUUUGGUUACUAAAGCUGUUGCUACAGAAAGAUGUAUUUUACCUAAAUGUAGUAAUGGGGUUUUAGGUGAAAAUGCUCAAUUGGUUAUGUGGAAGAAUUUCAUAGAUAAGGUUAACGAAUCGGCCUCGAAAUGUCCCAAAAUCCGUCAUUUGAUUAGUAAAUUGUCAAUUGGAGAGAAUGAAGAUGAUCUUGAAGUACCUGAUAUUAGUCUCUUCAAGCCUGAAACUGAAGGGGUGAAUUUUCCUACUGAAGACCUUGACGUAGACAAGAUUUUGAGUGUACUUGAUGUGAAUUCGCUUGUCGAAGAGGCGGUUUCGAGCAAAGUUCUAGGGAAAAAUAGUGAUUAUUAUGGUAUAGGCUUAUGGUUGCUCCCUUGUUUGAUCAACCAUUCUUGUAGUCCUAAUGCAAGGCGUUUGCACAUUGGUGAUUAUGUGGUUGUUCUUGCUUCUAGGGUAGUUAAGGCAGGGGAAGAGAUCACAUUUGCUUACUAUGAUGUUCUUUCUCCAUUUAGCAAGAGGAAAGAAAUGGCCAAAACAUGGGGAUUCCAAUGUGAGUGUAAGAGGUGCAAAUACGAGGAAGAAAUGCAAUCCAAGCCCGAGAUUGGAGAGAUUGAGAAAGGAAUCGAACGAGGAGUGGAUGUUGGUUGUGCCAUUUUUCGAUUAGAGGAGUGCAUGAGGAGGUGGGUGAUGAGAGGAAAAGAGAAAGGUUACUUUCGAGCAUCGUUUUGGAAAGCAUUUUCUGAGGCUUAUGAAUCGGAGAAGACUGUAAGGCGGUGGGGGAGGAAGAUACCGGCAUUAGAGCCGAUUGUGGACAGCUUAGUAGAAGCAGUUGGAGGUGAUGAAAGGGUACUCAAAGUUCUUGUUAGGAAGCUGAAGAAAAGUGGUAAUGGGUUUGCAGAAAUGGAAAGGGCAAUCAAGUUAGGAAGAGGUGUUUAUGGUAAGAUUGUGAAGAAACAAGCUCUUAGAAUUCUUCUUGAACUUGGAGUUCAUGAAUAAUGCUCUACUAACUUAGUAGCAUGCUUAAUUUUGUUAAUUCAUUCUUCUGCUAUAAGUUUUUUAAGUAGAGAAAGAUUAACAUGUCAUUUUGUUAGCUAGUUUCAAGUUUAAGUGAUUUUUAGCUUGGAUCUUUUCAUGUCUUGAACAAUUUGUUAGUGGCAAUCAAGACAAUUAUCUUUGUCUAGUGCUCUAAUAGUUUCUGGUGCUUGGAUUAUUUUAGAUAUGACUAUAUGAGCAUUAGUUCACACCCAAGAUUUGUGUAAGCAGAGGAAUAUUUGGACUAUAGUCUAUACUUGGCUUAUUUGAAUACAGAUUGGCUUACUGUUUGCUUACAUAAAUUUCUAGAAUAAAAAGUAUUAUUUUUUCAAUUCAACUAUGGUUUUGGUGAUUUGUUGAUUUGUUUGGUGCAAAUGAAUCAAAUUUGAGGGAAACAUAACUGUUAUGGUCUGUUUGAUAGAUAGAGUAGGUGGUAAAAAAUGGUGUUAACUUUUGUUGUUGGUAAUUUAUUGUAAUUUUGAAAGUAUGUUAAUACAUCAUAUAAAUAUAAUCCGUAUUAGUUUAGAUGUGAAUCAUGUGAUAUGAACUUUUUUUUUUUUUUUUUUUUUUUUGGGUGAAAAAGAGGGGCAAGCCCAAAGAUGUGAUGAACUAUGAAGUGCAGUAAAAUUGGAUGAGAAGAAACACAUUUUUAGAGAUGAAAUUGUAUAGCCAAACUAAGUACGAGCUAAGUUUUCCUAAUAAGAUGUCAUAUAAGCAUACUCGGAAAAAUAAUUUGCUCUAGCUAGUGAUUAUGUUUCUAUUAUUAAUCGAGAGAUAUAAGGACCGAAUGACUCUAGACUUUUUGUCCAAGGUGAAAUUGG